GUGGGCAUCAUACCUUUAUUGAGCCAUCGCUGGAGGGAAUCAAUAUGAUGCGCGCCUCUGUUUUUGCCCGUGGGGUCUUUGUAGCAGUGCUUGUCGCUGUGGGUGCCGGGGCGUAUAAUGAUGUGCCCAUCAAUGCUGACACGUCCAUUACCAUGGGACAAUGUCCAGCCUAUGACGAUCCCAGCCGUGUUGUGAUGCUGCCAUUCCCCAGUGACUGCCGCAAGUACUUUACCUGCCUCCGAGGCCAUUCCUACCUGCAGCAGUGUCCGGACAACUUGUUUUGGAGCCAGCGUAACUACCGUUGCGAUUACCGAGAGUACUCCGACUGCCAUGCCCCGGACACAGAGGGUUGGGUGGAAUACAGCGCCUAUCCUGGAGACUGCAGUCGCUUCUACGAGAAGCGGGUCCUUCGCUGUGCCAAUAACUAUCUAUUUAAUCCGCGUAGUCAGAGCUGCGAGCAUUCUCAGUACGUCGGCAGCUGCGAGUCUCUGCCACCUUGGAACAGCGUGCCACCAACCGAUCCCAAUUAUCCCAUGAUCCCAUCUAUAGUGCCCACUGCUGCCACUCCACCGCCAAUAGCCUCCUGGCCUGCUCCAGAGCCGGACUACAAUGCCCCGAUCGAUGCACAGUCGCUGUGCAGGAAUAGCGUCCCAAAUUCAUAUAUUCCGUUUCCCGGGGACUGCCACAAGUUUAUCCACUGUGGCCCAACGGCCACUAUGCUGAAUUGCCCGGCUGACUUGUUCUGGAACCCCAGUAUGGUUUCCUGCACUGCCUCCAGCAGUGGAUGCCAGAUAUUCCACUAAAACUGAAACCAAAACGAGGUUUAUGUCACGGGAUUGAUUCGAAAACCCGUUUUAUUUUGCAUAUUCAAUAAAUGCACAUUAAAUAUUUCAUCAAGA
Messenger RNA from Drosophila obscura, 899 nucleotides. RefSeq lists its product as uncharacterized. Gene Ontology annotation, cellular component: extracellular region. The record is from RefSeq and is a predicted model, not a curated record. The coding region runs from base 45 to 803 and encodes 252 amino acids. The transcript is spliced from 3 exons. Lineage: Eukaryota; Metazoa; Arthropoda; Insecta; Diptera; Drosophilidae. Gene Ontology annotation, molecular function: chitin binding.